AUGACCCUAGCUGGAGAAGCAAGGAAGCUGCAGCUGAGUGAGUUGGAAGAACUUCGGUUGAAGGUUUACGACAAUGCGGUGCUCUACAAAGAACGGACCAGGAGGAUCCAUGAUGCCAAGAUCAGAAAGAAUGAAUUCUUGGUGGGACAAAAAGUUCUACUUUUCAAUUCACGCUUCAAGAUGAUGGCUGAAAAACUUCGUUCAAAAUGGUCAGGACCAUUCGUGAUCAAAGAAAUUUUUUCAAAUGGAAACAUAGAAGUGUACGAUCACAAUGGAGUCGAUACGUUCGUGGUGAAUGGACAUCGCCUGAAGCCCUACCAUGAACUUGCUGAAGUAGAAAAGGAGAAGGAGGAAUGCCACCUUCUCGACCCUGUGUACGAGUAA
Salvia miltiorrhiza (redroot sage) is the source of this 384-nucleotide messenger RNA. RefSeq lists its product as uncharacterized. The record is from RefSeq and is a predicted model, not a curated record. The coding region runs from base 1 to 384 and encodes 127 amino acids. NCBI's taxonomy places the organism in Eukaryota, Viridiplantae, Streptophyta, Magnoliopsida, Lamiales, Lamiaceae. The transcript has a single exon.